Messenger RNA from Gongylonema pulchrum, 744 nucleotides. NCBI's taxonomy places the organism in Eukaryota, Metazoa, Nematoda, Chromadorea, Rhabditida, Gongylonematidae. The record is from the annotation of a GenBank genome assembly.
AUGCAGGUUAUUGUUACAAAACGGCCGGUGGAUCCAGAAAAUGACGGUUGGUCGGAUAUGCCAUCAACUUAUCAAAUUCAUGUAGAGCCAAUUGCAACAUCUGGUACGAAAAGGCCGCGUCUUUCCAGUGAUUUAACGUUCUUAUCUGAUUACGAAAUUCCACCAGAUUAUGCUUGGGAAGUGAGCAGAUCCAGACUACAUUUUGUGGAAAUGUUAGGCGAAGGAGCGUUUGGAGAGGUGUGGAAAGCGAUUCUUAAAAUGCCGGUACCACAAGCUGCUGCUGCUGCAAGCCAAGGCGAUGUUCAUGGGGAGGAGAUGCAGGUGGCUGUUAAAAAACUGAAGGCCUCUGCACACGAGAAAGAACUGAUUGAUUUGGUUAGUGAAAUGGAAACCUUCAAAAUAAUUGGCCAUCACGAAAAUCUGCUGCGUCUCAUCGGGUGUUGCACGGGUACCGGACCUCUAUACGUUAUUGUUGAGCUUUGCAAGCAUGGCAAUCUAAGGGAUUUCUUGAGGGCUCAUCGCCCUCGAGAUGUCGACAACGGCUCGCAAGCAGCAGAAGCUCCAAGCGACGAUGUCAAUACUGCUGCUAAUAGCGACCAUUACUUAGAGCCGCUUUGCAUGGCAAGUCGCGAAAGGAAUGGAAUUUAUGGCCAGUCGAAAAGUACGGGUAUUACUUAUCAGUUAUUUUUUUCCGAGAAUGUGAGCCCCUACUGCGUCUACAGUCUCUACGAAGAGCGUCAAUAA